Messenger RNA from Xiphias gladius (swordfish), 981 nucleotides. RefSeq names its product PAXX non-homologous end joining factor (gene paxx). Gene Ontology annotation, molecular function: molecular adaptor activity. The transcript is spliced from 7 exons. Gene Ontology annotation, biological process: double-strand break repair via nonhomologous end joining. The record is from RefSeq and is a predicted model, not a curated record. Bases 94 to 681 code for a protein of 195 amino acids. Gene Ontology annotation, cellular component: site of double-strand break; nucleus; nonhomologous end joining complex. Lineage: Eukaryota; Metazoa; Chordata; Actinopteri; Istiophoriformes; Xiphiidae.
GAAGAAUUUAUGCACAAGCCGUCGAAGAAGACAGGCUUUUUCUGUUGUGCUUCCUGGGUCCUCGUUAGUUAGCAAUAAACUCAGGGAGGGAACAUGGAUAAGAACCAAACAUAUUGUACUGUGUUGGAUAAAAAGAGCCAGUCUAAAUUUAUUUGCUAUACUCAUAGAAAAAACGGAAUAUUUUGUAUUUGUUUGACAGAUGCCUCUGAUGUUUGGAGCACAGAGUACACCGAGGACACACUGAACCAGUUUAGACAGAGGUUUGCCUUGAAAUCUACAGAGGAUUAUGUCCUAAAACUCAGGUUGGCCUGUGGUAGUGGGGACGGGUCUGUUGUGGUUACUGACACCGGGGCAGAGCUGCAUGUGGGCUCCAGUCCAGGUGACCUAAGUGUUACCCUAUCCAGGCUGGAAGGCCCAGAGGCUACAGAGGAACUGAAGGAACUGCUGUUCAGGAUGGCUGACAGCCUCACUCAGCUUGACAGUAAAUUUAGACCCCUGCCUGUCAGUCCAGUGAAAAAUCACCCAAGGCAUCCCACAGAGUUUGAGCCCCGGCAGCAGCAGAAUUGUGCUCCCUCAGUGACUGUGAAGAGACGACUUCCAGGAGCUUCACUCAUUAACCCAGGAACUAAAAAAAAGCUGCAAGCGACUGGUGUGGCCUUUGAUGAUGCCGAUGAAGACUGAUCCUUUAGACAACACAAACUCUUUUUGUCCUCCAUGUUCUCACAUUACUGCUGCACAACCAACAAGGAUUGUUCUUUUGAUCCGUUAAUGCAAAAUUAUGAAGUUGAUGCAUAUUCUUUUUUAAACACAGCCACUUGAAUGCCUUUAUGGGAUAUGAUAUAAAUCACAAUGAAAAUUUGAACAGUGAUUUUUAAUGGUAUUUUAAUAUCUCAAUGUGAUGAAUGAUGCUUUAACUCUAUGAUAUUAGUUUGACUUUAAAUUAAUCUGUAAAUGAAAUAAAGAACAAGUUGCAACAAAUUA